Molecule: messenger RNA, 336 nt
Organism: Protopolystoma xenopodis
Lineage: Eukaryota; Metazoa; Platyhelminthes; Monogenea; Polystomatidea; Polystomatidae
Source: the annotation of a GenBank genome assembly
UCCUCCGCCCUCCCCCAUGCCCGCACACAAGCAUACACAUAUGAGCACGCACGUUGGCACGGCUGGGCUGACCCUACGCAAGUCAGUCGAUAUGACAAAUCAGCUCGGCCUCUACAUAUUUUCGUUCGAGCGAUAACAUUGCGAACAACUCUCGCCUCAUCGGCCACAAGCAGUGUUUACGCUCUUGUUUUUAGUCGUCAUAACAACGCUACAGAGACAACAAGUCAGUCUGUUGAAACAGGCACUUUUAUGCCAACUCGAGCGGCGUCCAGUCCGUUUGGCCUCGUCGUCUUGAGUGCUGACAUUGUACUUCCAUACGCUAAACUCGGAAAGUAA